Neocloeon triangulifer is the source of this 1456-nucleotide messenger RNA. RefSeq lists its product as uncharacterized. Gene Ontology annotation, cellular component: nucleus. Bases 267 to 1043 code for a protein of 258 amino acids. The transcript has 3 exons. The record is from RefSeq and is a predicted model, not a curated record. NCBI's taxonomy places the organism in Eukaryota, Metazoa, Arthropoda, Insecta, Ephemeroptera, Baetidae. Gene Ontology annotation, biological process: double-strand break repair.
UUGAGUAUAAUAUUACUUUUAACAUAAUAUUAUAAAUCUGUUGGAGUUCAGCACACGUUUAGGAAUUAAAAGGCUAUUUUUCUGGCCAAUUUCUUGCCUUCCCGCUGCCAAGUUUUCGCAUCCUCCCCUCCAAACCCAAACCAUGUGUUGUUUGUUUAUGUUUUGGUACCAUCACUUCUUGGUUCCCUUGCUGCUAUCAUACAAUCACAAUCCAACGCUGGACGAUUUAUGGUGUAAUUACGGAUAUUACUAGAAAAAUUGUAACAAUGGUUUUAAUUGACCAAUGGUUGCAAAUUAAAUCAAAGGAUUUACAAGGCUUCAGUUUUAAAUACAGCAUAGAUGAAAAACAUCUUUUUUUCGUCACAGACUUGAAGUGUGUUUACUCAACCGCUGUUCGAAAAGGAAUUCUAUCCUCAACUUGUGCUGGGCUGGAAGGAUGCGAUGACUCAAUUUUGGAAACCAUUUUUGACAAGAUAGCGGAUCCAAACGCCAAAGCAAGUUUCAAGUCGCCUAGUUCUGGACAAUUCAUCCUUGAAAUUUCUAGUCGCAUCAGGGGCAGUGUGGAAAUCAUCACUUUCCGACUGGAGCAUUUUAACAAUCUGGGUGUUGAAGGGAUUCACUACCACUUAGUCGCUCCCUUGAUACACAUGCAAGCUGUAGCUGCUGCUAGAGAGGAAAGACUGAUGGAAAUGAUUGCUGAAAAGGAUUUAGCGAUUGCAGAAUUCAAAGCUUCCGGUGCCUCAAUACUUGCAUCUAUAAACACGAAACCUUUCAACGAAGAGCAGCUGCAGUCAACGAGAGUUCCUAAUAUCACCUUAAAUGAGGCGCUGGAACAAUCUGGUCCAUUGUACAGUAAAUCGCUGAAGAGACAAUUUGUGAAAUUGGAAAAUUCUACUGUCAACUCUGAACCUGAAGGGGAUACACGACGCACUCGUAAGAGAUACGACGAGGCUGCUGCUCAAAAGCAAGAACAGAUUAUGACUUCAGUUGCAGAAAGCAGUUCUAAAGUUUUACCGAAGCGGAAGCAGAGAGUCAGGAUUUAAUAAAAAAAAAUAUUUGAGUUGGAUUAAAAGGUUUUAUUUGCUACAAGAGUAUGGCGUGCUAAACAAGAAAGAAUUUGUCGAACAGUUAGCUCUUCAUAUUUUGUUUCAGCAAUAAUUUGAAAAGCCUACUUGGAUGUUCAAAGGUCAAGAAUUGCGAGUAAGCUAAUUAUUCUACCAAAACGAGGCUUAAAAUAAACAUUUUGCUUACAUUUUACACAAACUCCUCGUGUCAUGUUACUAUUUGUGUCUAAAAUAUAAGCUAAGUUGCAUUUAAUUCGACUUCUGUGAGCCAUUGUUAUUUAAGAGAAGCCGAGAUUUUUUUGGGUCGUGCAACCAGGGAUGUUAAUGCUUGAGAAGGUAGAUUGACAGAUAGACUACCCAUGCGCUUCUUUUUUUUUCCUCCCAUCAGGCUU